Dromaius novaehollandiae (emu) is the source of this 4282-nucleotide messenger RNA. It is a transcript of the gene SCEL, whose product is annotated as sciellin. Gene Ontology annotation, biological process: epidermis development. The record is from RefSeq and is a predicted model, not a curated record. The transcript is spliced from 19 exons. Gene Ontology annotation, cellular component: cytoplasm. Bases 505 to 1728 code for a protein of 407 amino acids. NCBI's taxonomy places the organism in Eukaryota, Metazoa, Chordata, Aves, Casuariiformes, Dromaiidae.
UUUUCAACUUGCAGGCUGUUGCUUUCUCCUUCUGUAAUUUGAAAGGGCUAGGCACGCUCUGAGCUGAGCCUGGCAGGCCGGUUAGGCAGAGGAUCGCUGGCUUUGUGAGCACUAAGGGAGGAACAGAGCUGUUAAAAAGGAGCCCAGCUGUUUGGCACUGCCAGUAGUUAGGCUUUGCAAAAUUGCACAGGACUUUGCUUAUCUACCUUGAAAACCUGCACCUCGCUCUGAUUUAGGAUGCCCCUGGAGAAAGAGAGUUUCCAUCUCAUAUCAGGUGCCACCCUUUUCCACACCUCCUCCCUCCUCCCUAAGUGACUCAGCCUCUGAAGGAGAAGCCUCUUGACUUUGCAGACAGCUGGAUGGAGAACGACAGGACAGCUCUCUGUCUGCUUUAAUUGUAUCUCACUUCCAGGUAUCCCCAGGUUGACAUACCACAGUGGGCCACUCUAGGACAUUGUCUUCUACGACAUAUAGAUCCCAAAGAAAUACACCUCACUGGACAAAAUGUCAGCUUUCAGCAUACGAAAACAGCCUCCUAAACAAAGCGAUAACAAGAGCCCCUCUGUUGCAAUUAAAAGCAGACAACAGGUUAUUCAGGAUAUUAACAAACGACGGACCCUUUUGCAAGAUAACAGCUGGAUAAAGAAAAGAUCUGAAGAGGAAAGUGCUGAUGAAAACUAUGGAAGGGCUGUGCUUAACCAAUACAAAUCCCAAGAUAGCCUACACAGCAGUAGCACAAAUGAAAAGGAAGAUCAGAGAGCUCUGCUUGGACGAUACAGGUCUGAUACUACUUUGGACAGAAUUCCAGCCGGAAGUGAUGUUGAUAAAAUAAAUAAGUUCCCAACUCUGGAUAAUAAACAAAGCAACAGACAAUCUUGGACUCCUACUACAUCAUCCACAAACACUGCUGCCACUUCUCCUAUUAAAAAAAAAAGGCAGUCUUGGAUGCCUCCACCAGUUUCGAGUUGUAAGACCACCACAGAUACAGUGGAAACCAAAGAGACCUCUCCUUCAGAAAAUUCAGAAGUUCCCACAGUGGCUGCCUUUUCAUCAGUACAGGUGACCCCUCAGAAAUCAAAGACUGACACAGAUGACCAAGCUAUAACAAGAGGAAAAGACUUUGAGGAGCUUACUGAAAUAAAUACUGCUGCUCAGAAAAAUGGGAGGCAAGACUGUCAUAAUCUUCUCCUACACACUUUUAAAAUAGAUCAGGACCUUGGUGAUCACACUGAAAUAACGCCUGCUGGUGCCCAAAGUAAAAAGGGGGUAACUGAGCAAGUGUAUGAAAAUGCUCCAAGUGCUCCAAAUAAUCUCCCUACAAACUAUUCUAGCAACAGUGAAAGAAAAUCAAGCUAUAAUACUUCAGCCAGUUGCUCAAAUCCAAGAGACACUGGUGUGUACACAAGGACAUUUGAGGAAAAUAGCAAAUCAUCACAAGGUGCCUAUGAAGAAAAUAUAACUGGAAAUACUAUCAAAACGGUUUACUCUACUUCUGAUCGGAGUAUAAUUGGAAAAGACAUAUGUACAUACUGCAGGAAGCCCUUGGGCAUAGAUGCCAAAAUGAUCUUAGAUGCCUUGCAAAUUUGCUGUCAUUCAGCUUGCUUCAAGUGUGAAAUAUGCAAAAGACCAUUGAAAGAUCUGAAAGCCGGAGACAGCAUUUGGAUUUACAGACAAACCGUACACUGUGAGCCUUGCUAUUCCAAAGUUAGAGAAAAAUGGAUCUACUAAUUUGGACCUAAACAAAGCAAGAUAAAGAAGUUCCACUGGUGUCUAGUUAAGUGUAUUGGUCUAUUAAUUCAAACCGCUAUGGAAAAUGAUCAUUAUUACUAGAACUAAAAUACUCUAAAUGUAGUCCUACUGCAUGGUUCCCAAAGGAAUGAAUUCCAGUAGAAUUUAAAUAUCUGUUUAUAUACACGUUCCAGAAAGCAAAACAAAAUAUUGUUUAGUAUAUUCAUGAGAUGUGUGAAACUGCUAAAUUGUAUGUAAAACUAUAAUAAUGUAUUGAAAUGUUUUGAACAGCAGGAAAUACCUAUACAAAUACCUAACAUAAGUUUUGCAGUGGCUGUAUUCUCUUUACUGAAACCAUGUUUCCUCAGAUAUGAAGAACUGUUAUCUUUAUAUAGCAUGAAUGGGAUUAAUCUCCUCUACAAUUAGCUAUCUAAAAGUCAAUUAUUUAGUUUAAACUACUGGUUUCAUACAGAGUGAAGUGGAUUCCCUCUGUACCGUUGAAGAGAGGUAUCGGUCUCCAGUGGGAGAUUGUUUCCAAGUAACUUCAGUAAUAAUUUUAAGGUCAAACAAGUCAUCUUGGGAAAAUACCUAUCUCUAUUGACUAUAGAGGGAUUCUAGACAAAAAUUAUUAGAAAGUUUAAGUUAGUAGUAUCUCCAUGUUUUUAAUCCUCAAUUACUGUAGUACUAUUUUUAAAAAAAUGCACACUGAAUAGCUGCCAUGAAGUCAUGAAAUAUAUACCUUGCAUGACAUCAUGUAUUAAUCUUUUCUACUUUAUUAAGCUGAAUCUGUAAGUGCCUUGAAUGGGUUCAUCUCAGCUAAAUUCAAACAUCUACAGUGUAGGCAUCUACAUUUAAGUCACCUGUUCUAUUCUGUCUUUAUAGUCAUUACAGAGAAGUAGACAUUUUUAGGAAGUGAUUCAUCUGAUCAAAUUGCAAACAUCUAUUUUACGAUGUGGUAAACCAUGCUCUGAAAUCUGUCUUCCUUUCCAUUGUCUGCCAAUAAACUUGGAGUGAGUAACUGAUUUCUAGACAUCUACAUUAGGCCAGAUGAACUCCUUCCCUGGAGACUACAAUGAAAGCAUUUUUUUUUUCUUUUGGACAGAGUAUAUGUGUUAAAAUACAGAGAUACAAAGAAGAGCUCACGCUUUGUUAUAGUACAAGUUUCCACUACAGUCAAUAGUUGUAUGUCUUAUUUGCCUCAAAUAAUAAAUAGUUCAGGGGUUUACUGGACUAACGGACGUGUUAACUGCUAUCCUCUGCCUUGGGAUGUUUCAGAUAGUGAUAUUCAGAAUUGAUUUUUCUCCCUUUUAUCUCAGCUGAAAAGAGCUUCUUAGAUAUCUAUUUUUGACAGAAUCUAUUUUUCCCCCAAUGGCUGAAAAAAGUAAAGUACACAUUAGCCAAAUGAUUACUCCUCCCCGUAAAGUAACUCUAGAGUAAUGCAGAUUUAGUUCAAAAGGAAAACAGACAUGUAAAUAGAUCUGUUUUUUUUUUCUUGUUACUUAGGAGAUGGUUCAAUUAAUUAUCUAUAACAAACAUAAAUGUGAAAAGAAUGAAGGGGCUACAUAUUCUAGAAAGUGGUGGCCCUAUGGGUUUAAAGUUCACCUUUGCAGUCCUAUGAUCUAGCUGAUUGUGGCUUCCUGGCACAAGAAACAGAAUGCUCCAAGACUGCUGGAAUCUGAGCAGAGUUUAAAAGGUUGAAAAGUAGCAAAGCCACAGAUUAAUGUUAGACUACUGAAAGGCUGUCCCAGCCAAACUUUCUGCCACCUUCUGCACCUGCAGUAGUGGAGACAGGUGGUAUGGAUGUCUGUAAUUUAAACCAUUGGAAUCUCUCCUCAGUAGGGAUGUAAUCUGGGUUGCUUGUCUUAAAUUAUGUUCAGACUGCUACACACGAAGGAGCUGUGAAAGAGCAGAUAAUUUGGUCUGUUAUUUUUUAUGAAAAUUUUUAAGAAUUUAAGGCAGUAGCUUUAAUAAAACAUGUUAUUAUAAACAUUACAAAUAUUUUUCCUGGUGUGUGUCUAUUGCUGAUAAUGUAUUUUAGUUAAACUGUACUGGAUGUUAUCCUGCAUUUCACUAGGCAACAAUGAAACUUCUACAAGAGUUGGAGAGAAUUAGUGGAGAAGGUUUAAUGGUGGGUUGCAAAUUUGGUCCUGUUUAGAGACCAACACUACUUGCUCCUGCUUGACUACAAUAGAAGAUAUUAGGUAUUCAUUUGAGCCAUACCACUAGAAUCCAGGAUUUUCUAGCUUUUGAGGGGAUGUGAUACUGUAGUUCACUUCACUAGAAACCAGGAAAAAACUCUGGAUCCAAGUAUCUCCUACUCAAAUGCUUACUGACAGAAAAGCAGCAAUACAGAAACAUUAAAUAGUAAUUCUGUGCUCAUUAAUUCAUCCUUGCUGUACAGCCUUGAUAAUUUUGCCAUUUUUUUUUAUUUUUUAUUUUUAUUAUAUGUUGUAAGUUUGCUGAAAAGAAACACCAGUUUUGUGAUGCUUGAUAUUUACCAUAUAAAAGCCUGGAUGGCAAUACUCAUUAAAAAAAAAUCAUAUUAACAUCUCAA